AUGGCUGUUCCUAAAAGUGCCGUUGCUUCAUCCACCGGUGGUAAAGUUGGCACUGAUACCACACCAGCCGCUAUUGGCCGUUCUCUUAAAGAUAAUAGUAUUCCAGUUAGUGCACCAGUAGCACCGCUGUCAAAGAGAAUCACUAAUGGACCAGCGAAAUCCAAACGGUCAAAUAAUGGACAGCCCAAAACAAGACCGUUUGUAGCAAAGCUAUGGAGUAUGGUCAACGAUGAGGGCAACUCGGAGUAUAUUCAUUGGAUGCCUGAUGGAAAGAGUUUCCAAGUAGUAGGUCGUGAACUGUUUGAAAAGACGGUUUUGCCCAAAUACUUUAAACACUCUAAUUUCUCGUCAUUUGUGCGACAAUUAAACAUGUACGGAUGGCACAAAGUGCAAGACGUUACGUCAGGAGCCAUGCAAACCAACGAAGAAAAGUGGCAGUUCCAAUCGCCCAAUUUCAUUCGUGACCGAGAAGAUCUUCUUGAUAAUAUUGUCCGUAAUAGAGGAUCCAAGGGAAGUGACGAUGAAGAAGAAGUGGAUCUAAACCGCAUUUUCGAAGAGUUGAAUGUCAUCAAAGAGAACCAGGUAUCCAUCAGCCAGGAUUUGUACCGUAUUCGUAAAGACAAUGAACUGCUAUGGACUGAAAACUAUCAGAACCAAGAACGACACAAGAAACACGCCGAGACUUUAGACCGGAUUCUGCGGUUUCUAGCGUCCAUCUACGGUAAUCAGGGAAAAUUACUGGCUGAUAUCAUGAGUCCUAUUAAACAAGGUCAAAGACUGCUGAUGCCAUCUGGAGGUAUGAACCUGUCGUCAUCAAUUGAACCUAUCACCGAAAUCGAUGCUUCGUCCGCUGGGUCCGGUGCUAAAACUUCCGACACUCCUGGCUCAGUAUUAUCCCACGACAGACUCAUGUCCAUCAGUUCUAAUUCGGCUGAUCCUAUUACUGAAAUUAUCGGGUCUCCUGACAGUGUUGCUGGUAAUAAUAACAACAGCAACAAUAAUAACACCAAUUCUGGAAGUCAAGUUCCUACACCACAAUCACAUACAGCUGCCACUUCUACACCCAACACCACAAGCAAUCUUGCACCAUUAGACCCUAACAGCCUAGCACUGACACCGUAUGACAACCUUCUCACUGGAACAAACCCAGCGUUACCACCAUCUACACUUGGUACCACUGGUAACAACCCCAGCAACAUCACAUCAUCAUCCAAUACCCAAACACCCGGGGUUUUCCAAGCACCACUACCACCUCCACCACCACGUCCAGUGUUUCCCGAGCUUACCAUGUACAAUGAUCCUAACAGUCUGAAUGCCAACAUUGUCAGUUUGGACGACGACGAUGCGAAUGCCGCUCAUGCCAGUGCAUUUGCACCUGAACCUGCUCUCUCGGACGACCAACUGAUCAAAUCAACUCGCGACAUUGAAGAGAUAGCCCGUCACAUCGAGUCUCAAGGCGACUCCAUUCAAAACCUGCAAGAGUUACUCCACCGGAUCAAUCCCAACUACGUCAAAGAGGAGAGUCUGACGCCCGAAGACCUCGCUCCUGUCACCGACAAGUUCGCUGACCAGACAACCCCGGGUCUGGACCCCAACUUCGACGAAUUUCUCGUCGAUGCCUCGGGCACCCCCAAUUUCGACAUGACCAACCCCGUCGACGGCGACUUCCACAUCGGUUCACCCAUCCCAUUCGACGUGGCCCCGAGCCCCGCUCCCCCCAACGGCCCCUCCAAAAAGCGCCGCAAGGUCAGCGGCAAGUCCGUCUCCUAA
Sugiyamaella lignohabitans is the source of this 1770-nucleotide messenger RNA. It is a transcript of the gene HSF1, whose product is annotated as stress-responsive transcription factor HSF1. Gene Ontology annotation, biological process: regulation of DNA-templated transcription. Bases 1 to 1770 code for a protein of 589 amino acids. The transcript has a single exon. Gene Ontology annotation, molecular function: DNA-binding transcription factor activity; sequence-specific DNA binding. The record is from RefSeq and is a predicted model, not a curated record. Lineage: Eukaryota; Fungi; Ascomycota; Dipodascomycetes; Dipodascales; Trichomonascaceae.